UUUUCCGCAUUUCUUCUCUUGCGAACCCAAUCCUCUUCGUUCCCAAGUUCUUCAAACUGAAAUCUCGCAGUUUGUGAAGCUUCGAAGGAAAUAGACCCGAUUCAACUUGCGUGAACUUUACUGUGAUUGGUUUCUGAGCUCGAAUUGUGCUAACGAGUUCAAGCUUUGCAUCUUGGCUUGCUGUGGUGCAGAAAAAUAAUUUGGUUCACAUUUUUUGUGACAAGAGUGAUGUGCUGAGCAAAUGGCACUUAGGCUUCCAGCUCCAAAGGCGGCUGAGGUUGCAAUUGAGUCCAUUGGGUGUGGAUAUGAUAUAGCAAUAGAUCUGAGAUUGAAAUAUCGUAAAGGGAAUUUAAAGGAUUCUCGUCUGAUCGAGAUUGAUGAAGAUGGGGGUCACGAGAUUGUUCUGCCUGGUGGUAUUCCAAUCCCCAACGUGUCCAAAUCAAUAAAAUGUGAUAAAGGGGAGCGCACAAGGUUUAGGUCUGAUGUUCUCUCUUUCCAACAGAUGUCAGAGCAGUUCAACCAGGAUCUAUCUUUGACAGGGAAAAUUCCUUCAGGCCUCUUCAAUUCCAUGUUUGAGUUCUCAGGUUGUUGGCAGAAGGAUGCAGCCAAUACAAAGACCCUUGCUUUUGAUGGGGUGUUCAUCACCCUCUACACAGUUGCACUGGAAAAAUCGCAAAUGGUUCUACGAGAUCAUGUAAAAAAAGCUGUCCCAUCAUCAUGGGAACCAGCAGCAUUAGCUAGGUUUAUAGAGACAUAUGGCACCCAUAUUAUUGUUGGGGUUAAGAUGGGAGGCAAGGAUGUUAUAUAUGUUAAACAACCACAUUCCUCAAAUCUCCAACCUGCUGAUGUACAGAAAAUAUUGAAGGAGAUGGCAGACAAGAGGUUCUUAGAUGCCAGUGGACAUCAUGGCAUGGCAUCUGAACAAGUUCACCAGAGUGACAAGUUUGAAAUCAGGGAGCAGCGGCUAAGGUUUGCAAAUAGCAGUCCGUCAUGCUCAUAUGCACACAAGGAGGAUAUCAUAAGAAUUUGCAAGAGAAGAGGUGGAAAUGAUAAUAGAAACCUUUCCCACAAUGAUUGGUUGCAAACUGUUCAUUUAGAGCCUGACGUGAUCUCAAUGUCCUUUAUCCCAAUUACCUCUCUGUUGAAUGGAGUACCCGGGAGUGGAUUCUUGAGCCAUGCCAUAAAUCUUUAUUUGCGAUAUAAACCACCUCUUGAAGAACUCCACCAGUUUUUGGAAUUUCAGCUUCCAAGGCAGUGGGCACCAGUUUUUAGUGAGCUUCCUCUCGGUCCACAACGGAAGCAGCAAAGCUCUGCAUCUUUGCAGUUCUCUUUCUUGGGGCCCAAGCUUUAUGUGAACACCUCUCCAGUUGACGUUGGUAAGAGGCCAGUGACUGGCUUGAGGCUUUAUUUAGAAGGUAAAAGAAGCAAUCACCUGGCCAUCCACUUGCAGCACCUUUCAUCUCUUCCAAAAGUGUUCCAACUUGAAGAUGAUCCAAAUGGGAACUUCAGCAAACAGCCCUAUGAUCGUAAAUACUACGAAAGAGUUCAGUGGAAGAAUUACUCUCAUGUUUGUACUGCACCUGUUGAGUCUGACGAGGAUCUUUCCAUAGUAACUGGAGCCCAGUUACAAGUAGAGAAUCACGGUUUUAAAAAGAUACUCUUUCUAAGGCUACGCUUCUCAACUGUUUUGGGAGCUAUGGUUGUUAAGCAUCCAGAAUGGGAUGGAUCACCAGGCUUGGCACCAAAAUCUGGACUCAUAUCGACACUAAUCAGUCAUCACUUCACAGCAGCACAAAAGCCGCCUCCUAAGCCAGCUGAUGUGAAUAUAAACUCUGCAGUUUACCCUGGGGGCCCACCAGUACCCGUCCAAGCUCCCAAGCUUUUAAAAUUUGUUGAUACAACAGAGAUGACAAGAGGUCCGCAGGAAACUCCUGGGUAUUGGGUUGUUUCUGGGGCAAGAUUAGUUGUUGAAAAGGGCAGAAUAUCUCUCCGAGUCAAGUAUUCUUUAUUGACUGUAGUAUUAUCUGACGAAGAAGAGAUAGAAGAACACUAGCAGAUUCUUGUCUCCCUCCUUUUGUGGCCUUGGUCGGCACAGAAAGAAAGAAAUCUAGAGGGAAGUUACAUACGAUCAAAGAAAGCCAAACAAACGUAAUAGAGAGGGAGGGAAUUGGGUGACUACAUAUGCAAAUGACCAUGUUUAUACCAUGAAAUUGGUGAGGGGUAAACAAUUGAAGAGGGUUGAUUGGGGAUUGAUGGGUGGUGAUUGUAUUAUUUUGUUGGAAUGAAUUUUGUUCUGUUUGUGAUGUAGAUUCUUGGCAUUUCAGUGCAAUCUGGUUUAAGGUAUAACAUACUGAAUUGCACAGAAACUCUUCAUAGGUUUUCUCUUGCACUAUUAUAUGCACAAAAGAAGCCUGCGAAAAGACCACAAAACAAGAAAAACCUUAACUGAAU
Messenger RNA from Rubroshorea leprosula, 2451 nucleotides. Lineage: Eukaryota; Viridiplantae; Streptophyta; Magnoliopsida; Malvales; Dipterocarpaceae. The record is from the annotation of a GenBank genome assembly.